UGCCCCCGGAAGUAACGCAGUAAUUUAUCUUUCGUUCUCAAACGUCAUUGUUGUUUUCACACGUUUAUCUUUCUAAUAAUAAAGAAUAAUUCUAUUAGGCGUUUAUGACAUAUAGUUCUGAUUAAAUGCUGUUAAUACGGUUCAGAUCUUGCGUUUAAACCCGUGUCUCGCUUCAUGAACGGUGUUUUAUUAAGCUCGUGUUGUCAUUAUCAGUGUAUCUGUGGCGGUUGAUCAGUUCUUGAUCCUCUGAACACAUGAGUGUGUCUCUGGUCGUGAUCAGACUCGAGCUCGCUGAUCAGUCUGAUUCCCCGCAGGGUUUUCAAUACUGCGCCGUUGCAGAGAUGUCAGAGGACGAGAUGAGAGAGAAAGCGCUGGUCUCCGCCAGAGUCGCGCUGGACGGCAAACCGGAUCUGGAGCGGUCGGCCAUCCUCCACCAGCACCUGGGCAGCCGUGUCAUGAGCGACAUGGUGAUCGAGACCUUUCAGCCCAGCGCAGGAGCAGAGGAAGGUAAAGGAGAUCUGAAGUCCACAGGAGACACAAGUGAAGAUGCCAAAGAUCAAACGGACGUGAGCACGACACCGGACUCUCCCUCUAAACAGCUGCCGGAUCAGAUCUCCUUUUUCAGCGGGAACUCGUCAGUGGAGAUCGUCCACGGCAUCAUGCACCUCUAUAAAACAAAUAAGAUGACGUCACUCACAGAGGACGUGAGGCGCAGUGCGAUGCUGUGUGUCCUCACGGUACCGACCACCAUGACCAGCCAUGACCUCAUGAAGUUUGUGGCUCCCUACAACGACGUCAUGGAGCACAUGAAGAUUAUCCGAGACUCCACGCCCAACCAGUACAUGGUGUUGGUCAAGUUCAGGAGUCAGGCCGAUGCCGACAGCUUCUACACAACAAGCAACGGCCGUCAGUUCAACUCCAUUGAGGAUGCUGUCUGCCAGUUAGUCUAUGUGGAGAGGGCGGAAGUCAUCAAAUCUGAAGAGGGGGCCAGUUUACCUGUGAUGGAUCUGACAGAGCUGCCCAAGUGCACCGUGUGUUUGGAGCGCAUGGACGAGUCCGUCAACGGCGUGUUGACCACCCUGUGCAACCACAGCUUUCACAGCCAGUGUCUGCAGAGAUGGGAGGAUGCGACGUGUCCAGUGUGCAGAUACUGCCAGACUCCUGAACCCGUGGAGGAAAACAAGUGUUUUGAGUGUGGAGUGCAGGAGAAUCUGUGGAUCUGUCUCAUCUGCGGUCACAUCGGCUGCGGACGCUACGUUAGUCGUCAUGCCUACAAGCACUUUGAGGAAACGCAGCACACUUACGCCAUGCAACUGACCAAUCACAGGGUCUGGGACUACGCUGGAGAUAACUACGUUCACCGGCUUGUUGCCAGUAAAACAGACGGGAAGAUGGUGCAGUACGAGUGUGAAGGAGACACAUGUCAGGAUGAGAAGAUCGAUGCGCUGCAGCUCGAGUAUUCAUAUUUAUUAACCAGUCAGCUGGAUUCUCAGCGCAUUUACUGGGAGAAUAAAAUAGUUCAUCUGGAGAAAGACACAGCGGAGGAGAUCAACAACAUGAAGGCCAAAUUCAAGGAAACAAUCGACAAGUGUGACAGUUUGGAGCGGAAACUAAACGAACUCAUCAAAGAAAAACAAUCCAUCGAGAAGAAAUGUUCCCAGCUGAAUAACAAAGUGGUGAAGCUCAGUCAAGAGCUGCGGGAGGAGCAGGAGAUGAACCGGUGCCUGCGAGCCAAUCAGACGCAGCUCCAGACGCAGCUGCAGGAGGAGGAGAGGCGGGCCCACGAGACUGCGGCCAAUAAAGAAGGCCAGAUCGCCGAGCUGCAGGAGCAGCUGCGGGACGUCAUGUUCUACCUGGAGACACAGCAGCAGAUCGAUCGGAUGCCUGCGGACACCCGGCAAGAAAUCCAAGAGGGUCAGAUCAACAUCGCUGCGGCCCCCGCCGCCCCUCAGCCCGGGCCCUCGGCCCACGGCUCCGGCAGACUGGGCCGGAAAGGACGAUCCAAGAGGGGAAAGUAGCCACAGACGUUCUGUUUAGUAUAUUCAGUGCUUAACGGAUGGUGGAAAUGUUGCACAGGCUGCUUUGGAAAUGAGGGAGUUUGAAUAAUCACCCUUCCUCGUGUUCCCGCUACAUUAGAGGCUCUAAUAUAUUACAGUUGGUUCACUAAUAUCUCACAUGAGGACACAAGUGCUGCUUAGAAAUGUAGCUCGACCUGUUUUAUAUGAAAACAAAGUGCUGUUCUUUUAUUUUCGUAUUAUUUUAGUGUCCUCCUCAUAGCUGGAAGAUUUCAGAUGUCAGAUUCAUGAAACUGUGCUGAUAACUCUGGGCGUUUAUUCAUUUUUUUGGUUUAUUUAAUGUUUGUAGAAAUUACUGAAUAUUGCUUUCUGCAGCUCUGACAGAUGAAUCUCAUGAAAACCUGUUCUGGUCAUGUUUCACUUGGGAAAAAAAAAGAAAUGAUAUUUUUCUGUUAUGCAUCUGGAUGUUUUUGUUUUAUUGUAAACUCGUUUCUGUUAGUAUUUUUUUAUUGCAUUAAAACAAACAAACAAAAAAAAUCUGUCAUACAUUUUUAGCAGUGAAAUUAUGCAAGCUUGUUUCCGCCAUGAAAUAAAAAAUAAAAAAGGUAAUCGACUUUUUUCUCAGAAUUGCGAGUUAUACAGUCGGAAUUGUGUGAUAUAAAGUCAGAAUUGGGAAAAAUAAACUCGCAAUUGCGUGUUAUAAUGUCCAGUUGUGAGGGAAAAAGACUGAUGUUUUUUCUCAGAGUUGUGAGUUUAUAUCUUUUAAUUACUAUAAUGCAAAAAAAAAUAUGGUAUAUUAUUUCAAUUGUAUUUAAGUAUUUAUACACCACUAUAGUAUUUAUUCCUUAUGGAAGCUUGUUUCCACCCUAAAUAAAAAAUAAAUAAAUAGGUAAUUGCGACUUUUUAUCUCAUAAUUCUGACUUUAUAACUCGCAAUUCUAACUUUUUUCUCAGAGUUGCGAGAUAUAAAUGCACAAUUGCGAGUUAUAAAGUCAGAAUUGCAUGAUAUAAACUCGCAAUUGCGUGUUAUAAAAUCAGAAUUGAUAUUUAUAUCUCACAAUUCUGACUUUAUAACUUGCAAUUGUGAGAUAAAAAGUUGCAAUUACCUAUUUAUUUUUUUAUUUAGGGUGGAAACAAGCUUCCAUAAGAAAUAAAUGCUAUAGUGGUGUAUAAAUACUUAAAUACAAUUUAAAUAAUAUACCUUUUUUUUUUUGCAUUGUAGUAAUUAAAAUGAAACGUUUUUACAGUGAUAAUUUGGGAGAUGAUGUGUUUAAUUAUAAUGUAAAAUAAUACUCAGGCUGCAUUUAGUUCAUGCAAAAUAUAAUUUCUUUCUUUCUUUUUUUUUUUGUUUGUCUUUUGAUUCAGGCUGAAAUGUGACAUUUUUCAUGAGAUUCACCCCAUAAGAAACACAUUGUGAGCAGUAUUAUCAUUGCAGGUCACAGGUGUGGUAUUGUAACCCCAAACCACAAUGACUUUGUAGUGGAAAGGCUCAUCCCCUUCAUGGGAACCAUCUUGCAUAUUUGGUUAAUAGAUGCACGUUGCACAAAAUCA
Molecule: messenger RNA, 3565 nt
Organism: Ctenopharyngodon idella (grass carp)
Lineage: Eukaryota; Metazoa; Chordata; Actinopteri; Cypriniformes; Xenocyprididae
Gene: brap
Product: BRCA1 associated protein
Exons: 12
Coding region: 255-2018 (587 amino acids)
Biological process (GO): Ras protein signal transduction; protein ubiquitination
Cellular component (GO): cytoplasm
Molecular function (GO): nucleic acid binding; ubiquitin protein ligase activity; zinc ion binding
Source: RefSeq, a predicted model, not a curated record